Colletotrichum karsti is the source of this 714-nucleotide messenger RNA. RefSeq names its product maleylacetoacetate isomerase. Lineage: Eukaryota; Fungi; Ascomycota; Sordariomycetes; Glomerellales; Glomerellaceae. The transcript has a single exon. The record is from RefSeq and is a predicted model, not a curated record. Gene Ontology annotation, molecular function: maleylacetoacetate isomerase activity; glutathione transferase activity. Bases 1 to 714 code for a protein of 237 amino acids. Gene Ontology annotation, cellular component: cytoplasm; mitochondrion. Gene Ontology annotation, biological process: glutathione metabolic process; L-phenylalanine catabolic process.
AUGGCAUCCUCCGUUUUCAAGAUCGCAACAUUGAAACGACCACUCAAGAUGUCCAACCCCGACUACACUCUGUACUCCUACUUCCGUUCCUCCUGCUCAGCUCGCCUGCGGAUUGCACUCAACCUGAAAUCCAUCCCCUAUGACACGGUUCCAAUCAACCUGCUCAAAGAUGAACACCUCUCCUCAGACCACCGGGCCUUGAACCCCUCCGCCACUGUCCCCCUCCUCGUCAAUCGCUCCGACGAUGACUUCAAAGUCACUCAAUCGGUCGCCGCGCUCGAGUAUCUCGAAGAGGCGCAUCCCGACAGCAACCCCCUCCUCCCCAAAGACCCCAAGACACGCGCGGCGGUCCGGAGCCUGGUCAACAUCAUCUGCUGUGACACACAGCCAGUGACCAACAUGCGCAUCAUGCGAAGAGUCAGGGCAUUGGGAGGAAACGCCGAGCAGUGGAACUGCGAGCUCAUGACGGACGGGCUGGCCGCGUACGAGGCCGUUGCGAAGCAGUGGGCGGGGAAGUGUUCUGUUGGGGACGAGAUGACGAUGGCUGACGCGUGCCUGCUCCCCGCAUACUGGAAUGCUGAGAGAUUUGGUGUUGAUUUGAGUAAAUACCCGACGAUUGGCAAGGUGGUUGAGCAUUUGAAGGAUCAUCCGGCGGUCGUGAAGGCGCAUUAUUUCAAUCAGCCUGAUACUCCUGCUGAGCUACGGAUCAAAUAG